AUGCAGCCUCCAUCUUACGCAGAGGCUGAAGCGGAGAUUCCAUCUCGAUCAGAAGGACGGUCUACUUUACUUGUUCAUUUGCAAGUAUGGCAUCACCAAAGCGAAUGCAGAAGCCUCAAAGAUAAUGCUGGGUUUGCCGCCCUCCUACGCAACCUCCCAGCCUGGGAAGUGAAUCCUCAAGAAGUAGACGGAAUCACAGGCCCGAGCUCACACGACCACUACGUUCCAGUCGAGGUGCAAUUUCGCCACCGGUUUUUGGCAUACGACGAUCCGGGUGAACGUCUCUUGGCGGACGUCCGAGAACUCUUCUACAAGGUGGUACCGCAGUUCAUAUACCAGUUCUUCAUCCAGAUCAGCAGUGUCCCCCGCAAUCUCAACAUCUUUCCCGUCGGGGUCCCAGACGAGUUCUUGUCGCGGUACACACAUGCGUAUAACCUGAUCCCACUUGGCAUCCGUGUCAAUACACUCUUCGUUCCAGUCCCGGCGAGACCGAAUGAUGCGCAGUCCUGGCUGCGUGAUGCCGCCAGCACGGCAGCCGAUGUGUUGGGGAUCCUCGCUGCGAUAGUUGUCGUCUACCUCGAGCACCAAGAGAACCAAGAUGGGGGCAACGAAAAUGACCGUGCAUUCUUUCAAUGUAUGGACCGGCAUGCCCCCUUCUUGAAUGUGCAUGUACCAGAACGGUUUCCCCAGUUGCAAAGAUUGUUCCACCAGUUCCGCCAAUUCGACAGGGAAUCCAUGGCUCAGCCGCCAGCUCAGAUCGCGACUAUGCCAGCAGCAUUGCAUGAGGCCACAGAUACCUAUCUACGCCUCGCCAACCGCAUGGAGAGCAGGCUGAAAAGUCUGGAGAACAGCCAGAAUCUUUAUGAGCUUGUCCACGAUUCCCAUACCGCUGUGGUCAUGUUCUCUGCCCUGCAACAAGCAGUGCGGCCUCUGGUCAGAGGUCUCGAACAAGGUUACCAUACGGAGACAGAGAGGUACCGGAGUGGCCAAGUCAAGUACGGCGCCUGCGGCGCGGUUGCCCGCAUCACCGUAGCGGUUGCUGCCGGCCUUUUCUUCUCGAACCCUGCUGGCUGGCUGGCGGUCGGUGCCGGUGCCGGUUUCCUAGGAGGGGUGGGUGUCGGCGUUGGGAUACGCUACGUGAUCGAUGCAGAAGGCAGGAAGGCAUUCGGAAAGCUGGAAGGGAUACGAGAGUUUGACAUCGCCGUCAAGCAGCUGAAAGAAAGUGCCAUUCAAGCGCAAGCAACCGUUGCGAUGGUGUUCAGUGCCCAGGUCAUGCGAAAGCGGCUGGACGAAACCUUGCCGGAGCAUGGCAGGAGAGCUAUUCUCGCGUCGUUCGGCGUUGAUGUGGAUGUCUUGUCUAAUUCCAUUUACCGUGAAGAGAUCCUCUGCGACCGGCUAGGAACCUUUCGCAAGCAUAAUGGCGAUCUGCGCACCACGCGGGAGAAGUUGCCUUCUCACAAGAAGUAUCUCAAAGAUCUACUGGCUCUACAAGUCGGCAAUUCCCAUCAUAUAUUCAAGGAUCACAAGUAUGUCAGUGACCGUUUGAUGAGAGCUCUCUGCCUGCCCGCACUCGCCAGGAGUACAUCAAUACCAGAUGACUUUGAGCAGUGUGUUCAAGCGGAAGCCACUAUACUUGAGGAAGAGGAUGAUGAGAAGCUGGAUGAACUGGAGAAGUACUUUGCCCUACAGAGGCAGGCCAACUGUAAUCAUGUUGAGUGGUGGUACAAUGUAUAA
Molecule: messenger RNA, 1734 nt
Organism: Colletotrichum orchidophilum
Lineage: Eukaryota; Fungi; Ascomycota; Sordariomycetes; Glomerellales; Glomerellaceae
Exons: 7
Coding region: 1-1734 (577 amino acids)
Source: RefSeq, a predicted model, not a curated record